Zea mays is the source of this 705-nucleotide messenger RNA. RefSeq names its product thioredoxin H-type. Lineage: Eukaryota; Viridiplantae; Streptophyta; Magnoliopsida; Poales; Poaceae. Bases 36 to 395 code for a protein of 119 amino acids. The record is from RefSeq and is marked provisional. The transcript is spliced from 4 exons.
ACACGAGCUCACGCAGUGAAAGCAAGGCAGCAUGCAUGUCGUCGUUGACCACAAAAGUGUUUGGAGUGCCCCAGCCAGGGUGGUACAGGGUUUAUUACAUCAUUAAUAAUAUUCAAGAGUUAGUAACCGCUCUGACCCAAGAGCAUCCGGUGGUGCUGAUGUUCUGGGCGGACUGGAACCAGCCAAGCAAGGCCACGUACUGGGAUCUGGCCAUCGCUAAAAAGGAUGAGGCCGUAUUCUGCCAGCUGGACUUUGAUAAGUUUAAAGAUGUCGUAGAGAAGUUCAGAGUGAAGGCUCUGCCGACGUUCCUCCUGAUCAAGGAGGGCGAGGAGCAGCGCAGGGUCGUCGGUGCCAAGGUCGAGGAGCUCAACAUGGCAUUAUCAGAUAUCGGAUAAUCUAGGCAGCUAUAGCGCUCACAUUCUAACUUCAUCAAAUUAUUCUAAUAAAUUAAUAAGCUGGAAAUAAGUCUUAAAAAUACAAAUGGCUAAUUAAUGCAUUUUCGAUUUACAAAGAUUGAAAUUCAAGAAAAGGUGUAUUAAUUAUAUCAUAUACAACUACUACACAUGCAUGCAAGCCAUGGUUGGAUUUUGUUACAAAAUAUUGUGUACAAAGUGAUCAACCCCUAUCUGACAGUUUUCUCCCAAAGGACACACCCCUUGGGAGACACUGCAUCCAUUGUAUAUAAGAGAUCCUAUUUGCAAUAAA